Brassicogethes aeneus is the source of this 1697-nucleotide messenger RNA. The record is from the annotation of a GenBank genome assembly. Lineage: Eukaryota; Metazoa; Arthropoda; Insecta; Coleoptera; Nitidulidae.
ACAGGUUAGUUAAGUAAAUACCUUCGAGAACACAUGUACCACUUUUAACUCUGCUCAUUCUAUAGACACUUCAUGUAAAACUAGUUGUAUUUAUUUAGUGUAUUAAGUGAUACUUUUUUAUAUUUUCAUUCCUUGGACUAUAAUCCCGUAUUAUAAACUUAAUUAAAAUGGCGAAAAAACCCGACGAAAUGGAGGACAUAGACAGGAUAGCUGAAAUGUAUAAGGGAAAAACCUUAUUUGUCACCGGAGGGACCGGAUUUUUAGGCAAAGUCCUCAUAGAGAAAAUUCUCAGAAGUUGCUCAGACUUUAAAAAAAUAUAUUUAUUGGUUAGGGAUAAGAAGGGAAAAGAUCCACAACAAAGGUUAAGGGAGGAUGUGUUUAAAAAUCAGCUAUUCGACAGAGUUAAAAAAGAAAAAGGAGAAGACAUCAUCAAAAAAGUUGUCGCCAUACCUGGGGACGUAUCUCAACCUGAGCUAGGAAUAUCCAGUGAAAAUCGAGAACUGUUACAAAAAGAAGUAGAGUAUAUUUUCCACAUGGCUGCCACCAUAAGAUUUGACGAACAGCUGAAAAAAGCAGUUUUAUUGAACACAAGGGGUACCAAAUUGAUGCUGGAGUUGGCCAAGGGGUGUAAAAAAUUGCAGGCAUUCGCGCAUUUAUCCACGGCUUACUGCCACUUAAGGGAAAGAAUAUUGUACGAAAAAACGUACCCUCCACCAGCUGAUCCAGACAAGGUCAUCAGGACAUGCGAAUGGAUGUCAGAAGAGGCGGUCGAUAUAAUAACACCACAAAUCUUAGGAGACUACCCCAACUCAUAUGCUUUUACCAAGGCUCUUAGCGAAGGUCUAGUAUCCGAACAAAUGGACAAAAUCCCUAUUCUAUUGCUAAGACCAUCCAUAGUCAUUCCUGUUUGGAAAGAGCCCAUUCCCGGAUGGACGGAUAAUAUAAAUGGUCCCACGGGGCUUUUAAUAGGAGCAGGGAAGGGUGUACUCAGGACAAUGUACUGCAAUGGAGAUGGAUACGGAGAUUUUAUACCGGUGGAUAUAACAGCUAAUGGGAUAUUAAUUGCAACUUGGGACUUUGUGACGUAUAAGCAAAGAAAAAUUUACCAUCUUUCCAGUUCGGCGGAACAUCAAGUUUCAUGGGACGAACUUAUAAACAUCGGGAGAGAUGUAAUUAAUAACAGAAUACCUUUAAACGGAGUCGCCUGGUACCCUGGAGGGUCAAUGAAAAGCUCCAAGACCCUACAUCUGAUAUGUUUCUAUUUGUUUCAUAUUUUACCAGCUCUUCUUGUAGACGCUUUGUUAAUUGUUUUAGGAUACAAACCAGUAUUGAUGAGAGUUCAAAAAAGAAUUUCAAAAGGCUUCGAAGUAUUCGAAUACUACGCCAACAACCAAUGGGACUUCAACAAUGACGAAACUCUGUCAUCCAGAUCUCUUUUAAAUCCUUUGGAAAGAGAAAUAUAUAAAUGCGACGGAGAUGGCAUGGACUACUACGACUAUUUCACAGACUGUGUCAGAUGUGCUAGGCUAUAUUUACUUAAGGAACCUGACGACACAAUCCCUGCUGCCAAAAGACAUAUGAGAGUAAUGUGGUGGGUGGACAAAAUUUUUAAGUUCUCCUUUUGGGCCUUGAUCGUUUACUACUUAUACUCAAAGUUGGGACAUAUAUUGGUGAAUUGGUACACUGGACACACAUAA